AUGACACGCGCCAAACGUGCAGUGACGCAAGUUUCUCUCGCGCUGCUUCUCCUCCUCCUCUUCGUCGUGGACGAUGUAAACGGCGGAAUGCAGAAGCAACAGCCUGUCCACCGUGGCGAUAGCGCUACGGCAAAAUUCAUUCGUGUGGUGCAAGUUGUGAGCUCCUUCACCGAGAAGCUUUUCAACAAGGCGGAGCCGCAGACGUGGAUCGACGAAAUUAAACGUCUCGCCCGCAUGGAUUUACGUGCGGGGGAGGCAGAAGAGAAUAAGGUAGCAACAACAGUGGCUACGGAAAUGGCAAGGGGGACGAAGGGGCGGAAUUAUUUGCUUAGUGAGUCCCAAAUAGGGAAACCAGCAUCAGAAGCAGACGCGAUGGAAUUGGAUGAGGAAGUGCCAUCCGGCGAUGAGGAUGAGGAGAAUGAGUGGGAGGGGGAUUUAUUGCGGUUUUCCGCCAAGGCGGAGCCGACACCGGAGCGGCGCUGCUCGCGGGGCUACGUUGCGGUGCCUGGAUCCACUGUCUUCAGCUGCAAUGACACGAAUGUGACGGGCGCGGCGUACAGCAAUCUGACUGAGGAGGAGCGCGGCGCGUGUACGCACGCUGCAGAGACCGACGUGGUGUGCAUCUGCCCGCUCGGCACCAUCUGGCAGCUGAAGGGCGCCAGCCAAGGGUGGGUCUGCGCCCCGCGCCUGCUGCUCGCGUCGCCGCGCCUCACCAACACCGCCUUAUGCCGCGACGAGCACGGCGGAGCGCUCGGCCUGCCGCGCAGCAGCGAGAGCGAUUACUGCGUGCGGGUGCGGCGCAGUGCGACCCUCGCCUUGAACCUCAACGUCACUUACCGCUGGAUGGAGAACGACGAGAUGGAAAACAUCAUCGCGCUAAAGGAGCCGCAAGCCGCCUUCGGCACCGUGGAGCGUGACGGCGUCUACGUGACGUUGAGGAAGGGCGUGCUGGGGAAAUACAGCGAAUUGGAGCGCUCGGGGCAGCUCUUCAGCUUCAUUCUGGCCCCGGAUUCGUCGGACCCAUACUCGUUCGGAAUGAUCAGCGGCCACCCGCUGCAAAAGGACGGGCAGUUCGACUUCAUCAUCUACCCCUUCAAUCACCCCGAGUUGAUGGACCGACAGAAGGUGUCCAGGCCGCUUAAAACAGGUGCCGCCUUGAAGAGAUUCUUUGGCGGCAAAGGUAACUAUACGCUGCACAGCGUGACAAAGGAUCUGGGCACCCUGAGCGACGAAUACAUCACGGGCAACACCAUGUACAUGGAAGUUGGCUUCAGCAGCUCCGGGCUCCCAUUUGAAUACCGCUGCGCCCGUGUGUGGAUCACGUUUGAGGGCCUCCCAGAGGCACCCGAGACGUACUCAUAUGACCAGCCGAUGAGUAGCGCAACCAUCGCCGCUAUUAUCAUAUCCUCCGCUGUUUCUCUUGGCGUUCUGGCUGCCGUUGUCUGGUACUUUUGCAACAAGCCACAAGAAUUCGACGAUCGACUAAUCGAAAAAGCCCUGAAGGAGCGAAGCAAGAAGGAGCAGUGA
Molecule: messenger RNA, 1527 nt
Organism: Trypanosoma grayi
Lineage: Eukaryota; Euglenozoa; Kinetoplastea; Trypanosomatida; Trypanosomatidae
Exons: 1
Coding region: 1-1527 (508 amino acids)
Source: RefSeq, a predicted model, not a curated record